AUGCCGGUACUCCGUAACGCGGACCACCCCGCCGCCCGGGCGACCGACUCCGUCCUCACGAGGUACGGCGUCGCUGUACUCGGCGCGUGGGCCGCUGAGACAGCCACUUAUCCCUUCGACCUGACCAAAACGAGGCUUCAAAUCCAGUCGGAGGUAGCGGCCACUAAACACGGAUAUAAGCUUGAAAACCAUGGAAUGGUGAAAACAGCUAUAGGGAUUGCAAAACAAGAAGGUGUACUUAAAUUAUGGAGUGGAUUGGUUCCUAUGUUUCAAAGACACGCAAUCUACUCUGGCUGUAGACUCGUGUUUUACGAACAAUUCAGAAACGCGUUCAAAGAUGACACCGGAAAGGUCUCGUUGGCCGUCGCUUCUAUCGGCGGUCUGGCCGCCGGGUCGUUGGCGCAGCUGAUAGCUUCCCCCACAGACCUGGUGAAGGUUCAGAUGCAGGCUGAGGGGCGGCGUGUUCUGCAGGGCCGGCCGAAGAGAUUCAAGAACUGUCGACAAGUGUACAGUCUGUUAUAUACACAGUCAGGAAUAUUAGGGUUUUGGAGAGGAGCGGUACCGAACGUUCAGCGCGCGGCGCUCGUCAACAUGGGCGACCUCGCGGCCUACGACUGUUGUAAGCAGUUCCUCCUGCGGGAGGUCGGUAUGAAGGACACGCCGCUGGUGCACGCCGCCGCGGCCUUCGCUGCGGGCUUCGUGGCCGCCGUCAUGGGAACACCCGCGGAUGUCAUUAAAACGAGGCUCAUGAACCAACCCGUGGGAGCCGAUGGAAGAGGCACUUUGUACCGCGGUAUGAUCGAUUGUUUACAACAAUCUGUGAAAAACGAAGGAGUAUUGUCAUUAUAUAAAGGCUUUCUCCCUUUGUGGAUGCGUCUCGGACCCUGGGCUCUUAUAAAUUGGGUGGCGUUUGAAAACAUCAUGCUAGCUAUUGGAGGAAAGACCUUUUAA
Messenger RNA from Danaus chrysippus (African queen), 951 nucleotides. The record is from the annotation of a GenBank genome assembly. Lineage: Eukaryota; Metazoa; Arthropoda; Insecta; Lepidoptera; Nymphalidae.